AUCUUAAAAAAGUGUAGGCAUCAGCAUACAGCCACAGCUGGGGUUGAACUUUGUCCUACCUCCAGAUAGAAAAACAACAGGCAGAGUAUAAAAAGGGGGGAGUAGUGGAGGAAGAGACUUGUUUUUGUUCAAGGAGUUCCAACAACGCAGAGCUGAGCACAGAGAACAGAACCUUUUUAUCAAAGGAUUGGAGCGGUGAGGAGGCACCACAGGGAUGUGGGCGUGCCUUAGCCUGCUCACCACUCUCUGCCUGCUCCAUGGGGGCGGUGCAGAGAGUGAUGGGGGUGGGCCUCGCUGUCAGCUGCCUCCAGCCUGGAAGAUAGGGGAGGUGGAGCCAAUGAAUGGGGCGAUGGGCCAGGUGACGGUGCUGGCUCUCUUCCAGGCCAGCUGAUUGUUCUGCUUGGUGCAGGCUUCCAGAAUGGAUGACCUGCGCCAGAAGCUGGAGGGUCAGGGUCUGAAGGAUGUGGUCUACAUGGUCGUUAACCAGCAGGGGGAGCAAGCACGGCGCCUGCACUCCAUGCUGGCACAGAGACUGUCAGAGAACAUCACGCUCUACAAACAGGAAGAGCAACAGCCUGAUGUCUGGCAGACACUGAGCGGGCAGAAAGAUGACUUUCUCAUUUAUGACAGGUGUGGCCGCCUCACCCACCACAUUUCUCUUCCAUACUCCAUCAUUGGACUAGGCCAUGUUGAGGGUGCGAUCAAAGAUACCUACUGCAAACGCAUAUGUGGGGACUGCACUCAUGAGAGAACUGAGACACCAGAAGGGUGCGUGGAGAAAGCAGACGCACUGCCUGACGCAGACGCUACCCCAGCUGCGAAGGAAGACACUGGGCAUGGUCACGGUCAUGGUCACAGGCAUGGUCACCACCACGGUCAUCACCAUGGGGUUCAACCCCGGAGCCAUGAUCACAACCAUGGUCAUCACCAUGGGGUUAACCAUGGCGUUCAACCCCGUGGCCAUGAUCACAACCAUGGUCAUCACCAUGGGGUUAACCAUGGCGUUCAACCCCGUGGCCAUGAUCACAACCAUGGUCAUCACCAUGGAAGCCAUGAUGGCGUCGGCCAGCAAAGUGUAGGGCAACAGAAUUUAGAUGUAGCCCAGGUGCAGAUGUCACAGGAGGUCCGUGAGGUCCCUUUGAAGCCCUGAGUGAAUGAAGUUAGGUGAAAGUCAAAGUACAGCUGACAGUGGAGAGCAGGCUCAGACAACGAAGCCUCUCCCAAAGCCAGCUGAUGCUGACACUGACGCAGGCUGUUCGGCGAUGCAGGGAGCGAGCAACUGGUCGGUCUAUGACACUGUGACGAGGCGCUGCCCGCCUCCUGACAGUGACACGGACAGAGAGUCGACGCAGCCACUCACGUUGCGGAGACCUGACAGUGACGCUCGCCUCCUGCUGCCUGACAGCAGCCUCAGCCAGCCCAAUGAGCCUGACCCCAAGGCGUGAGCUGAGGAUGAGAGCAGCUGUAAGCUGGCUCUGAUAUCAGCCUCAUUUUAAUACCAGAAACAUCGGGGCCAAGCGCUCUUUUUACCAACAAGUAUUGCCCUGGGAGAGGGCAGGGCAGUCCCUGACAGCAUGAGAUAGAUGAACACGAGUCCCGGAUCACACUGAUAAAGAUUAAAUAAAGUAGAUAAACACAUUAAGCAACUUCUUAACUUUUCAAAUUUGACAACAAGUAUGCAAAUAAUUUGACUAAGCCUUAAAGAAUAUAGGACUUGUUUCUCCUGUCUCCGCUUAUCUGUCAGUGGGUUGCUCUCAUCCUUUCUCAGAAGUGUAGUUGUCAUGUUCACAAAUGAGCUCCUCCAUUUUGCUCUCUCCUUCCUUUAUGAAACCAGGCGCAGAAACUACACUCUAGUGGCGUCUGUAUGAAGUCAGGCAGGAGAGAGGGGAGAAGGUAGUUUAGGAACAUGAGAAACAAACAUCUCAAAGUUCAGUAUCCAAGGAUAUUUGAGGGAACAGAAAAAAAAUAAGAUAGAUUCUUUAAAUACUGCAAAAAAUUAGGCAGGGAGUAACAUAAUUGAAAGUACAAUAAAAAGGGAAAGCACUGGCCCGCUACUGGGAAAAAUAAGUCAUAAAAAACGUUUUAAAACAAAUUGUGUUUAUCCCAAUGAUGUGUUUGUAUGUAGCGCGAGCUAUUGAUUAUUGUUCUUGAUUACAUGUAACGGCAGUAACCACCAUGAAUGGCUUUUUUUUUUUUCCUUAAGUCUGCAAGCUUAAACACAUGGCAGGAGUAUAUUUUACCACAUUUCAAACGUUGAAUGCUAGAUGUUCCUGUAUGUUUUCUUUGCAAUUUCUGGAUUUGCUUUGUAGGUUGCAAAUUACACACAUUUAUACAAGGCUUGCUUAAAAAAAAUUCAUGACUCUAUGGUUUAGAAAAAGGGCAGAGGGGAAAUGAAAGCGGAGCAAUGGAUGAUGGAUGGUGGGAAUACACUCAGUACUUAAUGAAGGUUUCUGUGGAAAGAUAACAAUAACAUUGAAAAUCGGAUGCUUGUACAGAGAACUGUAUUGUGUUAAGGCUGUCAAACAUGGAAACGGAGAGUUGAAUAAAGAUGGUUGAGUU
Molecule: messenger RNA, 2559 nt
Organism: Etheostoma spectabile (orangethroat darter)
Lineage: Eukaryota; Metazoa; Chordata; Actinopteri; Perciformes; Percidae
Gene: selenop
Product: selenoprotein P
Exons: 5
Biological process (GO): selenium compound metabolic process
Cellular component (GO): extracellular region
Molecular function (GO): selenium binding
Source: RefSeq, a predicted model, not a curated record